This is a messenger RNA of Oldenlandia corymbosa var. corymbosa, 989 nucleotides long. The record is from the annotation of a GenBank genome assembly. NCBI's taxonomy places the organism in Eukaryota, Viridiplantae, Streptophyta, Magnoliopsida, Gentianales, Rubiaceae.
GAAAACAUUAAAAGAAGGAAAGGUGUAACAACCCAAAAACCAUGGAAUUGAACCACAUUUCUUUCUCAAAGAUUUUCUUGCCCGUUUUGGUCCUACUUUUGGUCAUCGGCGGAAAGGCCGCUGAUGCAAAGAAGGAUAAAUCUUUCUGCGUCAUCCAUACCGAAUCCCGUGACGUACUAAAACGCUGUAACAAUGUCGUGAAGGGAGCCGAGACUUGGCAACAGGCCAUGACAAAGGUCCUCAAUGCGGCCCAAAAAGAAGUGGCCCCACUCGUGCCGGCGAUCACAAACAUACCCAACAAUCCCGCCUUUCCCGGACCCCGGCCCAACAAACUUAUGCAGGAAGCCUGCGUCAAUCCACGUGGCUUGUUUCAGUUGGACAGUUCCAUAGCUAGAGCUUUGAAGGGAGUGGAGGGGCUGAAGGAUAUUGAUACUGGUAAUUACCAGGAUAUCCGAGAAGGGAUUCAUGGUAUGAAUAAUACUUUAGACGCUUGCGUUUCUGGGUUUGUCCGUCAGGGAAUUACUCCACCACCUGAAGUUCAAAAGUAUGUGGAUAUUACCUCCAAAUAUUUCACCCUUGCUUUGGCUGUUUAUCGCACACGGUAAAAAAUAAAAAAUAAAAAAAUGUAUAUUAAUUGUUGGUGAUGGGGGAUUCAUUGUACCUGUUAGACCCCCAAAUACAUUUUGGGUCUUUUCGACGGACAAAUGUAGAUAAUGUAUGUGGCUUCACCUGUUUAAGCACGGAUCGGUAUGAUAUGUGAAAUGUAUCUUCUUCUUUUUUUUCUUUUAUCAUUUUUAUAUUCAAAGUUCUUGGAUACAAAUUAAGAAUGUAUCGUAGGCCUUUGCUUAUCGUUUGAACGCAUUUUUUUUAUCCUAGACUCUUAUGGGAAAUGAAGAAUCAUACCCGGUUGAUUCAUUUAUUUGUCAAACUUAACUUGAACGAAUUUUUUAGUGAUCAAUUCAAGUGUGGUUCUAUUGCUUAUAAUUACC